AUGGAAAUCGCUCAGAGUACAGACGACACAGAGCCUUUGGCGAGAGAUAAAGAGCUAGUCUGUCACAGCAGCAGUGAUGUUGAAACGUGUAAAAAUGCUUCGAAAUCUCGCAAGAAUCGACAAAGCAAGUCUGAUAGUACAACCCCAAGCACUAGUAGCGAUGCUGAAAGUACUUCGUCUUCGAGAAAGGGACGGAUGAAACCUCGCGCAGCUCGCAUUGAAAAACCAGUCUACAUGCAGGAAAUAUGGUAUAGCUGUGAAGAGGAACAACCUUUACUUCCAAAGGAUGAAGAAAACAGCAAUUUAGAUAAAGUGACAGUCAACAUCCCGAUAAAACAGGACGGAUCUGCAAAAUCGAUAUCUAAAGCAAGCAGCACACAACGAUUUUGUAGUGUUUUCAUCGUAUUCUUGCUGCCAUUGAUUGUCGGGCUAACUUUGAUUCUAUCUGUUAACAUAAAGUCAGACGUCGCAGCUCGUGAUAUCAAUCCAGUAGUGUUCCAUUAUUAUAAAAUUGGACUUAUCGCUGUUUUUAUUCUGUGGACCUUGUUGCUGGUUUUUAAACACAGCAAUCACAGAGCGAGGAAUGAAGAUUUUGAACCCCUUAUACCAAGUCACUUACUAAACGGUCUUGUACUUUUCGGGGUGUGUAAUACAACGUUCCAAGCUAUCGUGGGGAUUGACUGGACCAAAUGUUCUCGUACUAUAUCUGGAUUGGAUAAAAGCUACCUUGCUACGGCCAUUUUCGAGACGUUAUUCGUAUAUAUCCAGAUUUAUGUCUUUUAUACGCUUUCCCGACGAAGAAAACAAAAACUUUGGUUCGGGAAUUAUUUCACGAUGUUCACUCUCGCCAUAAACCUGACCCUUUGGGUUUGGUACUUUUGUGCAGGAGCAGCGAAGCACCCUGAUUUGAAAAACGUCACAUGGCUAAGCCGCUAUUAUUACGGCAAGAUUAAUGAAGACUUGUGCGCCACUAGUUUAAAUAACACUGGGAAUUCUUCUGAAUCACGAAAGCUGCACGAGUUUGUGAAAUGGAUGAGGCCGUAUCAAUACACGUUUGCCAUGGAAUAUUCUCUGCUUGCCUCGGCAUUAUUGCUACAUGUGUGGGAAUUUGCAACAUCACCUCCAACACAACACCACCAUCAGCCCGCUGCAAACGCUGAGAAAUGGGACGUUUGGCGGUUUGGAUUCAUAGCUGGCCUAUUCAGUCUACCUUUGAUGGGAUGUGCUGGUGUGCAUAGUCGUACAAACGCUGCAUUUUUCUACGGCGUUCAAGCAGUGCUGUUGUUUUUUAUCUUUGUAUGCAGUGGUAGAGGACUAUGGCUAUUUAGGAAGCAUUAUAAACGAGUUACGGACACCAAAGCCUUAAAAGUCGAUCUAAUUCUGCUGUGUGUUUCUGCCCUCGGAUUCUUUAUCCUCGACCUGUUCACAAUUUUCGUUUGCGUUGCCGAAACGUUGAAAUCUUACCAGGGUGACAAGUUUAUGUUGGCUUUGACUUCGCUUGGAGAAUUAGUGACAAUCACCUGCCUAACUGCAUUUGUUUUCGCCUCGUACUUCUACGAAAUGCCUUUGGCUUUGUCCGAAGAUGGAGAUAAAGCAGCCAAAGCCAUUCGCCAGAUUGCAUCGUUUUGCAUAACAGUGAGUGUUGGCUUUUGGUUAAUUCGUACAUAUACCUUUCGAAGUAAAGAUUACUUUGAUUAUGUCGGUUGGACAUAUUUUGGCCCGACGGCUUGGUUUGCGAUUACGCUGUUCUCCACACCGAUGUGUAUAUUCUACCACUUCCAUUGCGCGGUGUGUCUGUCUGGGAUGAUUGCUGAUUCUUCUGGAGUACAGUAG
Molecule: messenger RNA, 1833 nt
Organism: Paramuricea clavata
Lineage: Eukaryota; Metazoa; Cnidaria; Anthozoa; Malacalcyonacea; Plexauridae
Source: the annotation of a GenBank genome assembly